AUGCCGGUCCAGCGCUGCGAGACGCCUCCACUGACUGCAGGAGGGGUCCUCCUUCCGCUGGAGAGUGGCACAGUCGCGCUCAUAAGUUUCCCCUAUCUAACCCACCUUAGCCUGCCUAUCGGCGGUUCUAACCCGCUAGCCCCUCUAGCUAUCUUCGCCGCUGGCAGCCCUACCUGGCUGCGAUCGGCACCCUCCCAAGCAGUCCAAGUUCAGUUGGUGAGCAGGCUGAGGAUCAAUGAGAAACAGAUGGAAGACCUCAAGGCAGAAGACACUGAACAAACCUCUGAACUGAUGAAGCUGUGGAGAAAAGUGAACAUGACCGAGAGCCUCCAGGACAAGCUAAACACAGAGUUGGUGAGCAGACUGAGAGGUUUUGAGGAACAUCUGAAAGGUCAGAAGACAAAAAUCUCAGCGUGUGAAGCUGAGCUGGCAGCUGUGGUGGUCAGACUGAACGUGACUGAGGAGCAGCUGGAUGAGCUGAGGAGACAAAGUUCAGACCGAUUGACUGCUGCACAGAGAGACACUGAAGAUCUGCAGGUCAGACUGAGAGUCAGCCAGAAACAGCUGGAAGACCUGAAGACAGAAAACUUAGUGAAACUUUCCUGGAUGGAGUCCAGACUGACAGAGGGACUAAACAACACUGAAGAGUUGGUGAGCAGGCUGAGGAUCAAUGAGAAACAGAUGGAAGACCUCAAGGCAGAAGACACUGAACAAACCUCUGAACUGAUGAUGCUGUGGAGAAAAGUGAACAUGACCGAGAGCCUCCAGGACAAACUAAACACAGAGUUGGUGAGCAGACUGAGAGGUUUUGAGGAACAUCUGAAAGGUCAGAAGGCAAAAAUCUCAGCUCACCUGCCAUUUUGUGGAGGAACCGGCCGGAGCUGGAUGGCUAAGGACGAGAGGGAGUAUGUGAGGGAGAAGUUGAGGGACCAAGUUGGAAGGGCUGUAGAUGGAGGUGUUAGGUGUACUCGGUGUGAGCGGAUUGCUGUAGCUGAAGCAGCCGCUGUGGGAGGCAGACAGGGCUUCAGGGCGUGUGAAGCUGAGCUGGCAGCUGUGGUGGUCAGACUGAACGUGACUGAGGAGCAGCUGGAUGAGCUGAGGAGACAAAGUUCAGGUGAUUUUUGA
Messenger RNA from Melanotaenia boesemani (Boeseman's rainbowfish), 1125 nucleotides. RefSeq lists its product as uncharacterized. NCBI's taxonomy places the organism in Eukaryota, Metazoa, Chordata, Actinopteri, Atheriniformes, Melanotaeniidae. The record is from RefSeq and is a predicted model, not a curated record. Bases 1 to 1125 code for a protein of 374 amino acids. The transcript has 13 exons.